Prunus avium (sweet cherry) is the source of this 447-nucleotide messenger RNA. Its product is annotated as indole-3-acetic acid-induced protein ARG7-like. Lineage: Eukaryota; Viridiplantae; Streptophyta; Magnoliopsida; Rosales; Rosaceae. Gene Ontology annotation, biological process: response to auxin. The record is from RefSeq and is a predicted model, not a curated record.
ACUCAAGUCUCUCUCUUUGCCAAGCAUCAAAGUCUUCUCUGUUUCCCAAGUCCUCUGAAUUCUUUUUCUUGUUCUAAUUUUCCACUUGAGAAUAUAAAAACCAUGGGAUUCCGGUUGCCAGGAAUUGUUAACUCCAAGAAGGGUCUAAACAAGGCUGCUACUUCAAAGACCUUAGACAUCCCAAAAGGCUAUUUUGCAGUGUAUGUUGGGGAGAGCCAGAAGAAGCGAUUUGUGGUUCCAAUAUCAUACUUGAAUGAGCCUUUGUUCUUGGAUUUGCUGAGUCAAGCAGAAGAAGAAUUUGGAUAUGAUCAUCCAAUGGGUGGUAUCACAAUCCCCUGCAGUGAUGAAACCUUCAUUCGUCUCACUUCCCGCUUAAGUGUAUGAAUGAAGGCAAAUGAAGUGAAUCUGGUUCAUAUCCAAAUCUGCCCCAGUUGGAUCAGAAGAACU